CCUAUAAUUCCUUCCCUUCUGUCUCUCUCCGGCAUAUGACCACAGAUGUUGCGCCGACUAAACCAAACUUUCCAACUUUUUCCUGUCUCCUGGGGUCUGUUCCCUUCUCCUGUAAUUCCUUCCCCUUCUGUCUCUCUCCGGCAUAUGACCACAGAUGUUGCGCCGACCAAACGAAACUUUCCAACUUUUCCCUGUCUCCUGGGGUCUGUUCCCUUCUCCUGUAAUUCCUUCCCCUUCUGUCUCUCUCCGGCAUAUGACCACAAAUGUUGCGCCGACCAAACAAAACUUUCCAACUUUUUCCUGUCUCCUGGGGUCUGUUCCCUUCUCCUGUAAUUCCUUCCCCUUCUGUCUCUCUCCGGCAUAUGACCACAGAUGUUGCGCCGACUAAACGAAACUUUCCAACUUGUCCCUGGUGGUUGGAAUUAUAUCUCUAUCAAAAAAGUUACUAAAUCAUUAUCAUCAUUAUUGUUAGUUCCUUUUGUUAUUAUUCAGAACCAAUGUACAGGUAGAAAGAUCCACUUUGUAACGAUUGUCUUUAUGAGCGGUUGAAGGUUAUCACAGUGAUGGGAUCGGGAAGGUAAUUUUAAGGAAGUCUUGUGUAUAAGCAAUAACUGACAUCUCUUCAUUUAUGGAUCACUGUAAGGAAUAUAUGUACAUGCAGUAUUUUGGGUCAAUCUGUAUUUUUUGUAGCAAUAUUGACUGAGAUGAAAUUUUUGGGUUUUUUCUUUGAUGCCUGAGAAUGUCCCACCAUGUAAGGCGUGCCGUCCAUCUGUCUGCUGUGAUCCUCCUUCCACGCGCCACACAGCUUAAGAAGAAUGUGGAGGAGGUGGAGAAACAAAACCCCACGGUGAAGGAAGACUCAAGAUGGUUGUAAGGGAAGUUGAAAGACCAAAUGACGUCAAUGUCAGUGAAAGUCGUAUGAUUCGCCAGUGGGCCGUCAGUCAGGCAGUGGUGCCCAGCCAAGAGAGGAGCUGUCCCGAGGGUGAGACGGGCUGUCGGUGCGCGCCAAAAAGUGAACAGCACGAGACGAGUGGCGGAGUCUGUCCCUCACCGCCCCCGCCCGCACGCCCUCACGCCCGCCGCCCACCCCGACACAAGAUGGCAGAAGUUGACCAGCAGUUCCCCCAGCAGUCCCUUCCCCUCCCCCACACCACCACCACCACCGCCACCACCGAGGACUUAGAGGACGCAGAGAGGUCUUACAGCAGCGAUGAGACCUCCCGCUCCCCAGCCCGGCCCAGCAAGUCUCCAGACCUACCCGAGGAGACCAGCGGAGAGGGGCUGCCUGGGACUGAUGGGGGGAAGGGACUGGAUGGAGAGAAAGCCUUGGUGAGCUCGGAGAUGGAGGAGGAGGAAAGCAAGCUGGAGGCAGAGAACAGGGAGGAGGAGGAGAGACUUCGCUCCAGCCUGAGGGAGGAAAGAGAGAAGGAAAACGCUAAGGAACAGAGGUACAAACGCCUUAUGCAUUUGCUCUCGAAGUCACAGUUCUACAGCGAGUUCCUUCUCAAGCAGAUCAAGUCACAGAAGGCCGCCAGCAAGGAGAGACCUAAAUCAUCGCAGGAAGGCAGUGAAGCUUCAAGUUCUCAGUCUGAUGGUAGUGGGGGAGGCUCGCAGGAGUCCCAGGGUAGCGGAGGAGGGAAGAGGAAGAGAGGAGGAGGAGGAGGAGGAGGAGGAGGAGGGAAGAGAAGGAAGGAGGAUAAGAGUUACCAGAUCACUGAUGUUAUUGACGAGGAUACAGUGAAGAGACAUGCAGAGGGCGCCAGGGAGGAGGAGGAGGAGGGGGAGGCCGUCGAGAGGGUCAAGCAGCCUCGUCUGUUUGAGAAUGGUGUGAUGCGGCCGUACCAGCUUGAUGGCUUCUCCUGGCUACAAGCGCUAUACCUCAACGGCAUCAACGGCAUCUUGGGUGAUGAGAUGGGGUUAGGGAAGACCAUUCAGUGUAUUGCCCUCAUCUGCCACCUGGUCGAGCAAGGGGUGUCUGGGCCCUUCCUGGUGGUUGCUCCGCUCUCCACUCUGCCAAACUGGAUGUCGGAGUUUGAACGAUUUGCCCCCAAGGUACCGACGCUUCUGUACCACGGACCAGAGAGUGACCGCAUGGAAAAGCGACGUUUGAUCAAGCGAGUCGUACGUUUGGAGGGCUGCCCCAUGCCUGUACAGCCUGUGGUGGUGACUUCCUAUGAGGUCGCCAUCCGGGACACACGGGUGCUACAGCAGUACACUUGGCGCUACGUGUGUGUGGAUGAAGGUCACAGACUCAAGAACCACAAGUGUCGGCUGACCAAGUCACUCAACUCCUUCACGGACACCAACCGCCUCCUUCUGACCGGGACACCCCUUCAGAACAGCCUGGCGGAGCUCUGGGCGCUGCUGAACUUCCUGAUGCCGGAUAUUUUCGAUUCGCUGGAUGUCUUUGAGUCUUGGUUUGACGUGACGGAGAUGCUGGAGGAAGGCAGCAACGAGAGGAUCAUUCAGGAGGAGAGGGAGAACCAGGUUAUCUCCACGCUGAUGAAGAUCCUGAGUCCGUUCUUCCUGCGCCGCGUGAAGAAGGAUGUUGAUCUGGGCAUCCCGCCAAAGAGGGAGCUUUUGGUCUACACCCCCAUGACCAGCCUGCAGGUUAAGCUCUACGAGGCAACACUCACACAUAACGUGGAGCUUUUCGAUGCCAUGAAGAGGAAGGAGGAGGAGGACCAAGUUGAGUAUGAUGAGAAAGGGCGGCCCAAGAGGAAAGCAAAGAGGGCUCCGGGCCACCUCUCCCUCUACCUCACGGAUGAUCAGCAGUCUGGGGAUGAGGAGGAGGAGGUGGACAGGCUGAGGACCUUCUUCCAGGCCAGCAUGAAGAGUGACGAUAGGAGAGCAAGUCAGAUGGUGGCCAAGUCUUCCCAGGUGAGGGUCAGGCUACAGAACAAGAUGAUGCAGCUCCGGCGCAUAGUCAACCACCCCUACCUCAUCGAAUACCCUCUCAACCCUAAUGAAACCUUUCGGGUGGAUGAGGGUCUGGUGGAGAGCUGCGGCAAGCUACAAGUCCUGGACCAGUUGUUGGGUGAGCUCUUCUGCCGGGGGCAUCGAGUGCUUCUCUUCACCCAGAUGACCUCCCUUAUGGACAUCCUGGAAGACUACCUCACCUUGCGACCCCAGUACAGGUACCGGAGGCUGGACGGCAAACGGAAACUGGAGGAGCGGCAAAGUGACAUCCGGGAUUUCAACCAGGCCGGCUCGGAUGACUUUCUCUUCCUUCUGAGCACCCGCGCCGGAGGACUCGGAUUAAACCUCGCAACCGCCGACACUGUGAUCAUCUACGACUCAGAUUGGAACCCGCAGUGUGACCUCCAGGCCCAGGAUCGGUGCCACAGGAUCGGCCAGACAAACCCAGUCCUCGUCCUUCGCCUCAUCACCGCCUCCAGCAUCGACGAGCGGAUAGUGGAGCGCGCCGCCAUGAAAAGGAAGCUCGAAAAACUGAUUAUCCAGAGCGGGAAGUUCCGGGCGGCCAACCAGGGCGAGCGAACCUUCCAGCAGGUGAUGAAUGAAGGGGAACUCCUGGCGCUGCUGAAGGAGAGGGACCACGAGAGGGAGCACAGGGCCAGCAAGGGACAUGUGUUCACCCAGAAGGAGCUUGACCAACUCCUCGACCGCACCGACCUGACCUCCGCCGGCAAGAGGAGGAGGAGGAAAGAGGAGGGAGAGGAGGAGAAGAAACUGGAUGGUGUGUUUAAGGUCAUUCUGGAGGAAGAUUAAGAAGAGAAGAGAGGAGGAGGAAGAAGAGAGAAGAGAGGAGGAGGAGGAGGAGAGAAGAGGAGAGGUUCUGCUUAGAGUGUGUGUGAGAGAGAGAGAGAGAGAGAGAGAGAGAGAGAGAGAGAAUAACAACAUCAAUAACAAAAACAACAAAUGCAAAAGCAGUUAAGGAGAAAAGAAGCAAAGAAGAAGAAGAGGAGGAGGAGGAGGAGGAGACAGAAGGAAGAGUUGUAUCUGUAUGAGAGAGAGAGAAUUUGACCCCAUGCAACAAGUUUUGAUCUUACUUUAUAAACUUGUGUUGAAUCUAAACUGUUCUACUUGACGUUCUUUUUCUUGUAAUUCCGUAUCUUUAAAGGGAAAAAAAAUAUGUUUGAGGGGCCAAUUCUUCCUUACCGAUGUGUGUGUGUGUGUGAGAUUCUCCUUCCCCCAUAUCCCAUCACUGCCUUUGCGUUCAUCUCCUUUGCAGUGUAUUGAGUUUCAGUAUUGAUAAACAUUGCCAUUAUUAUUAUUAUUAGUAGUAGUAGUAGUAUUUCUUAAACUCGUCAGUAAUAUUUUCAAUGAUUUAUUUUCCUUUUUUCUUAUUUCCGUUCUCAUAAUUUGUACUUCAGUUUCUAUACAGCGCUGUUACUUAUCGCAGUCAUUAGUCAUUUCUGCUUACAGGAUAUAUUUGCAGUUAUUCAUUUCAUUUCCGUAAACAAAUAAGGAUAAUUACUUUUUUUGUAUAUCUCUCGGAACUUAUAUUUUCGUAACUUAUAAGGUUAUCCGAGUAGUUGUUUUUGAAUGCACACGUCGUCACCUUCGUAAACAAACUCCCCAAGUCAUUUUCUCUACUUGGUGAGGAAGAAAAACCUGUCCCAGUUUCUCAGUUGGCAUAUACAUAGUUUUUAUUUGUUCUGUGUAGGAUUGGUUAUGACGACAGCGGCUGAGUCUGGGUGUUCACUAUCGCGCUGUGGCAACCUGCUGGCACAUGGCUGGUCUGAUUUUUUGGAGAGAUAGUUGUCAUAUAUUUUGAAUUUUUCCUUGUACCUCACACACAGUUUAUUUUUGGUUUGCCACAACAUCAAGAGUUUGUUUCAUUCCACACACAUUGAUUUUGAAUUUUUUCCUCAUACUUCACACACAGUUUAUUUUAAUUUUGCCACAACAUCAAGAGUUUGUUUCAUUCCACACACAUUGAUUUUGAAUUUUUUCCUCAUACUUCACACACAUUUUAUUUUAGUUUUGCCACAACAUUGAGUUUGUUUCAUUCCACACACAUUCAGGUUCAUUAACUUUGCAAAGAUGUCUGUAAAUGAUAGCCAAUGCAUAGGAAGCAGUUAUCAGAAUAAAUGAUACGCAGCCAGUAAUGAUGAAUAGUGUCAAUUAUGGUUGAUUUUGAGUUGGAAAUUAUAAUGUUGCAGAUAGUUGUUUUGUUAAUAUAUAAGUUUACUGAUAUUAUAUCAUUAAUUAUUAAAUAGCCUUGGCACUGCCCUAUGAGAGAGGAGUAUUAGAAAACAGCUGUGCUCUGUGACUAUUGAUAAUUUUAACCCGGUAGCAGCAGGGAUCAUGUUUCUUAAUGGUCCCUCUAAGCGAGAAAAAUGAGAAAAAAUCACCCCUCACACAAACCAUUUCAUAAUAUAUAUCAAAGCAUUUGUGAUCAGAUUAUAUAUCAUCUAUUUUGGGGGGUUUAAAUCCUGGCACAAAUUUAGCCCGUCGCUGCUACACGGUAAAGCCACAAAUUUGGCCCGUCGCUGCUACCCGGUUAAACUAAAUCAACCGUAAUUGAUGUUAUUCGUCAUUGUUGCUGCGUAUCAUUGAUGCCGACAACGGUUUCCUGUGCGUGGGCUGUCACGUGUUAUCCAUGGCAUCAGGUUGCCGGGCUCAUGACGGCUAGUGACUCAUAUUGCUGUCACUGAGUGAAUGUCAACUUAUCUUUUUAUUAUAAUGAUUUUUUUAUAUGCAUUUUGUUCCUAGUUUUCCAUAAUUAAGGAAGGAAGCACCAUUGUUACUUUAUGUACAUAUUUACACCCUGAGGCCACAGAUAGUUUUGUACUGAACUUGUAUGGAAGAUUAUAAUAAACUAUUUUGUAAU
Eriocheir sinensis (Chinese mitten crab) is the source of this 5797-nucleotide messenger RNA. RefSeq names its product lymphocyte-specific helicase-like. NCBI's taxonomy places the organism in Eukaryota, Metazoa, Arthropoda, Malacostraca, Decapoda, Varunidae. Gene Ontology annotation, molecular function: ATP-dependent chromatin remodeler activity; chromatin binding; ATP binding. Gene Ontology annotation, biological process: pericentric heterochromatin formation; negative regulation of gene expression via chromosomal CpG island methylation; DNA methylation-dependent constitutive heterochromatin formation. Bases 865 to 3729 code for a protein of 954 amino acids. The record is from RefSeq and is a predicted model, not a curated record. Gene Ontology annotation, cellular component: nucleus; pericentric heterochromatin. The transcript has 20 exons.